This is a messenger RNA of Verticillium dahliae VdLs.17, 1137 nucleotides long. RefSeq lists its product as uncharacterized. The transcript has 3 exons. The record is from RefSeq and is a predicted model, not a curated record. Gene Ontology annotation, cellular component: cellular bud neck; plasma membrane. The coding region runs from base 1 to 1137 and encodes 378 amino acids. Lineage: Eukaryota; Fungi; Ascomycota; Sordariomycetes; Glomerellales; Plectosphaerellaceae.
AUGCCUAACGUCGACGUCGCCAUGGCGAGGAGCCUGAGAGGAGGCUGGUGGGGUUCGAUCACGGCAGGUAUCGCCGAGAACCUGCAGCAGCGCCAGGUCACAGACGCCGUCAACAAUGUCGGGAACACGGUCAACGACGUCACCAACACCGUCACGGACAUCAGGACAGCCCUCUCCAGUUGGGACAACUGCAUGUCUGUCAGCUGGUGCAAGUGGCCUGUCAUUACCGUCAUCAUUGUGGGAGGCCUGAUUAUCUUUUCGAUCGUGUGGUGCGUCAUCCGAUGCAUGUGCUGCGGUCUCUCUUGCUGCUGCACAUGCUUCUCGUGCCUCAAGUGCUGUGGCAACUGCUGCGGCUGCUGCGAUGCGCCGGGCGACAAGAAACACAAGUAUCUCGACGAGUCAUACGGCGCGCAUGCCCUACCCCCGGGCCAAGGCUACAAGUCACAGCCCGCCAUGUUCGCCUCGGCCAUCCCCGUGUCAAACCCCGAAAUGACGCCCUCCCAUGGCGUCACCACUGCCUCGCCGCCGCAGUAUGCCGAGUUUGACGUGUCGAAAAAGAGACUGUCCGACGCUCUCCCCGCAAUGCCCACGUGGGAGAGUGCCGGGUCCAAGCGGAUCUCGCUGGAGCAGGAAGCCGUUGAGAUGGACACGAUGAAGAAGCCAGUCGCCGCGCAGAGCAUGAACAACUUGCAGAGUAACCCUACCAUCCCCCUCAUGGCCACGGGCGCCAUGAGCCCGCACCUGCCCUCGCCCAACACGCCGUACGGACAGGCACAGGGCGGAUUCGGAGGCCAGGCCGUCUCCUGCACUGCCGGCGUCCGCCGCUCCCCUGGGCCCCAGUCCGACAGCGGCUACGCCCGCCCGCAGUAUUCCCAGGACAGGCAGUACUCGGAUGCGAGCCGGCCGCUCGCCGGCCCUUCGUCACCCGCGCACCAGCAAGGCUUCGACUUUGGCGGCAGCGGCGGCGGCUACGGUGGCCGGCCCCAGCAGCAGCAGCAGCAGAGCUACGGCUACGACGACGACCAGCACCACCAGCAGCAGCAUGACCAGCGGCCGCCCAAGAGCAGCGGCUCCGAGAUUGCCUACCCGGGCUUCAGGGCGUACCAGCCCGCGCAGCAGGGAUGGAGCGGCGUGUAA